UGCGCACUUUGUGCUUCAUCUGUCCGUCAUACAGAUCGCACGACCGGUCCAUUCGCUCUCUCUUUCUCUCCCUCUCUCUCUCUCUCUUGCUCUCUUUCUGCUUUCCCACCGCUACGCACGUCGUAACUCUAUCACGGUAUCGGGUUGUACCGCUGGUUUCCUCCGCAUCUUGGACGUUUGGAACUUUUCGAUAAGUUGGACUCUACUCUCACGCGGAAGCGCACAGGGUCCGAAGAUGUCACUGUCGGAGUUUCGCAAGAAAAAAUUACUCUUCGUUUUCAACGCUUUCUUCGAUGUUAAUCAAAGCGGCACCAUCGACAAGAAGGAUUUCGAUCUUGCUGUGCAACGAAUCUGCAACUCCAGACAUUGGAAGCCGGACGAUUCUACGUCGCAACACACUAGAGACACUCUGAUUAAAGUCUGGGAUGGACUGAGACAACGAGCUGACGCCGAUCAGGAUGGACAGAUUAGCCGAGACGAGUGGUACUCGAUGUGGGAAGAGUAUGCGAAAGAUCCGGCGCACGCACUCGAAUGGCAACAGACAUAUAUGAACUUCAUGUUCGAUCUCGAAGAUUCUUCCGGUGACGGGUCGAUUGACGAGACUGAAUUCAGCAAGGUGUGCGGCAGUCACGGUGUCGAAGAGGCCGAGGCACGCGAGGCAUUCAAGAAAUUGGACGUGGGCAACGAAGUGACUCGCGAGAAAUUCGCCGACCUGUGGAAGCAAUAUUUCUGCUCCGACGACCCGAAUGUACCUGGCAACUUUAUAUUCGGGAAGACUUCUUUUUAACUCCGCCAUCCCAUGAGAUUGAAAAGACGCGCGUAUAUUUUCGUCGUUAUACGACAGAUUGUUAUUUUAUGUAACCGUAUGUAACACUCGUGCACUAAAGAGAUUGCUCUGUUAAUCUCUGUCUAUCUAGACUCUAAAAACUCUAUUUCGUUUACCGCUCGCCCAUCUCGUGUCAAUUUAAUUGAAUGUAACUGUGAACAAAAGAAUCGAAGAAAGAACUUUAUAUCAAUA
Messenger RNA from Dinoponera quadriceps, 1018 nucleotides. It is a transcript of the gene Scp2, whose product is annotated as calexcitin-2. Gene Ontology annotation, molecular function: calcium ion binding. The record is from RefSeq and is a predicted model, not a curated record. The coding region runs from base 236 to 787 and encodes 183 amino acids. Lineage: Eukaryota; Metazoa; Arthropoda; Insecta; Hymenoptera; Formicidae. The transcript is spliced from 7 exons.